CAACUAUUUAGAGCGGCAGUCCAGUGGGGGCAGAUAAUUCUGUCUUUCCAAUUUAUAUUUGGUUGGAGGCAGAAACAAAUAGUGCUGUAAUGGGGACUCAUCAAGAAGAAGACACAUUGCUCUUAGAAGACCAUCUUCUUCCACAGACACAAAACUGCAAAAUCUAUGCAGGAGAUGGUUCAGUUGACAUUAAGGGGAACCCUGUUCUAAAAGCUAAUACUGGAAGCUGGAAAGCUUGUCCCUUUAUACUUAGUACUGAAUGUUGUGAGCGGUUGGCGUACUAUGGGAUUGGCAUAAAUCUUGUGAGCUAUCUCACAAAAUAUUUGCAUGAAGGAAAUGCCUCUGCUGCUACAAAUAUCACCACUUGGGCAGGCACCUGUUACCUUACUCCCCUUAUUGGAGCUUUCCUGGCAGAUGCAUACUGGGGAAGAUAUUGGACCAUUGUUGCCUUCUCAACCAUUUAUUUCAUUGGAAUGUGCACAUUGACUCUAUCAGCUUCUGUUCCUGCUUUAAGGCCUGCUGGGUGUGAGGGUUCUGUGUGCCCUUCUGCUACUCCUGCCCAGAAUGCAGUAUUCUUUUUUGGUCUCUAUCUGAUAGCGCUAGGAACCGGUGGGAUUAAACCGUGUGUUUCAUCAUUUGGUGCUGAUCAGUUUGAUGACACUGAUCCAACAGAAAGGCCUAAGAAGGGGUCCUUCUUCAACUGGUACUAUUUCUCAAUCAACAUUGGUGCUUUAGCCUCGAGUACUAUAAUUGUCUGGAUCCAAGAGAAUGCAGGGUGGGGGAUUGGGUUUGGCGUUCCUACGUUGUUUAUGGCCAUUGCUAUUGCAAGUUUCUUUUUGGGCACACCCCUUUACAGAUUUCAGAAACCCGGGGGAAGUCCUCUAACAAGAAUGUGCCAGGUCCUGGUUGCAUCAUUUCGCAAACGAAACUUGACUGUCCCUACUGAUAAUACACUUCUUUAUGAAACUCGGGAUGGAGUUUCUGCAAUUGAUGAAGGAAGCCGAAAACUGUUGCAUUCUGAUGAAUUUAGGUGCCUGGAUAAAGCUGCUGUAAUAUCAGAUGCUGAACUAAAAUCAGGAGAUUAUUGUGAUUCUUGGAGACUUUGUACUGUAACACAAGUUGAAGAAUUGAAGAGAUUGGUUCAAUUGCUCCCUGUAUGGGCUACUGGAAUAGUCUUUUUUGCUGUCCAUGCCCAACUGCCCACACUGUCUAUAGAGCAGGGCAUGACAAUGGACACUACCAUCGGUUCGUUCAACAUUCCAGCAGCCUCGCUUUCUAGUUUUAACAUUAUCAGUGUUCUAGUCUGUGUCCCAAUCUAUGACAGGGUCCUCGUCCCCGUUGCCAAGAAAAUCACUGGGACCGAAAGGGGAUUUUCUGAGCUGCAACGCAUGGGCAUCGGGAUUUUCAUAUCAAUGUUGUGUAUGUUAGGCGCUACAUUGGUUGAGACGAAGCGACUAGAGCUUGGACGAGAGCUUGGUCUAGUGAAUGAGGGCAGUGCGGUGCCAAUGAGCAUCCUGUGGUUGGUGCCUCAGUAUGUUUUGAUGGGAGCUGCCGAGGUUUUUACAUGCAUCGGGCAGAUCGAGUUCUUCUAUGAUCAAUCGCCCGAAUCCAUGCGAAGCUUGUGCACUGCAUUGGCACUACUCACCACUUCCCUGGGAGCCUACUUGAGCUCAUUUAUGAUCACUGUUGUCACAUCUGUUACAGGGUGGAUUCCUGAUAACUUGAACCAGGGACACCUUGAUUAUUACUUCUUGCUCUUGGCUUUCCUUGGCUUCUUAAACAUGGUGGCAUACCUCUUCUGUUCCAAGUUGUAUAAAUCCAAGCAGGUAUGUUAGUGUUUUCAAGACUGUUGCACACCCCCUUGUGCUCUUAUAAUUCUAGCUUGUAUCUAAAUCAAUUCAUUUCUGGUGUUAAACUCAAGAUUAUAUAUGUAACUAAUAAGACAAAAACUUGUGUGAGACUGUCUCACCGUUUUGUACAUAAUAAAAGUCUUAGUUUCUACUUUAA
Molecule: messenger RNA, 2007 nt
Organism: Ipomoea triloba (trilobed morning glory)
Lineage: Eukaryota; Viridiplantae; Streptophyta; Magnoliopsida; Solanales; Convolvulaceae
Product: protein NRT1/ PTR FAMILY 8.3-like
Exons: 5
Coding region: 90-1835 (581 amino acids)
Biological process (GO): transmembrane transport; oligopeptide transport
Cellular component (GO): plant-type vacuole membrane
Molecular function (GO): transmembrane transporter activity
Source: RefSeq, a predicted model, not a curated record